Messenger RNA from Puntigrus tetrazona (Sumatra barb), 838 nucleotides. Its product is annotated as natural killer cell receptor 2B4-like. The transcript is spliced from 4 exons. The record is from RefSeq and is a predicted model, not a curated record. NCBI's taxonomy places the organism in Eukaryota, Metazoa, Chordata, Actinopteri, Cypriniformes, Cyprinidae. The coding region runs from base 38 to 823 and encodes 261 amino acids.
CACAACCACAAAUUAAGACGCAAACCUGUUUUCUGAAAUGAGAGUUUACGGAUCCAGAAUAAUGUUCUCUCAUCUGUGCGCUCUCCUCCUGUUUAUCCUGUGUGGUGUGUUUGGUGAUGAAAUUAAGUCUGUAUCGGUGACUGAGGGAGAUUCUGUCACGCUAAAUACUGAGUUUAAAGUACAUGGUAAAGAUAUGUUAUUGUGGAUGUUUGGACCACAAGAGACUCGCAUCGCUGAAAUAUAUUACCAGAACAUGAUUAUUUAUGAAAGUUAUGAGACAUUUGGAGACAGACUGCAGAUGGACGAUCAGACUGGAACCCUGACCAUCAGAAACAUCAGUAAUGAUCACUCUGGACUUUAUAAACUACUGAUCCUCAGCAACAGAGAAAACUCAUACAAGAGAUUCAGUGUCCGUGUCUACGCUCAUCUGCCUGUUCCUGCCAUCACUAUAAACUCUUCAGGAUCAUCAGAGUCCAGAUGUUCGCUGCUGUGUUCGGCGGUGAACGUGGGUCAUGUGACUCUCUCCUGGUACAAAGGAAACAGUUUAUUGUCCAGCAUCAGUGUGUCUGAUCUCAGCAUCAGUCUCUCUCUACCUCUGGAGGUGGAAUAUCAGGAUAAAAACACCUACAGCUGUGUGAUCAACAACCCCAUCAGAAACCAGACCACACAUCUGAACAUCAGUGAAGUCUGUCAGACAUGUGGAGACUCUGUUCAGUUUUGUGGUUCUACUGAAGCUAUGAUCCGAUUGGUCAGCUCUGUUCUGGUGGGAGUGGCUGCCGUCGUUGCUGUAGUUUAUGACUUCCGAUCUGAAAGAGUUCAGUAGAAGUGAACACCAGGC